This is a messenger RNA of Aspergillus oryzae RIB40, 1824 nucleotides long. It is a transcript of the gene sit2, whose product is annotated as putative siderochrome-iron transporter. Gene Ontology annotation, molecular function: transmembrane transporter activity. The record is from RefSeq and is a predicted model, not a curated record. The transcript is spliced from 3 exons. The coding region runs from base 1 to 1824 and encodes 607 amino acids. Lineage: Eukaryota; Fungi; Ascomycota; Eurotiomycetes; Eurotiales; Aspergillaceae. Gene Ontology annotation, biological process: transmembrane transport.
AUGGGUGUCUUGGAGAAAUUCACUGGUGGUACACCAGCCGCAGAAACCGGCGAUACCGAAGCUCAUAGGCCGAAGAAUGCAGCGGAAGCAUCCGGAAAUCAGAUCCUUGCUAUUGAGACUGACAGUUCCCGACUGAGUCUUGAAGCGCGUAACGAGAAGGAAGCUCAAGAACAUCCCGAUCAGGUUACGCGAGAUGCGCUACUCGGUCAGCAGAAAGCCGAAGCCGCUGCCCUUGUCUGGAGUAAGAAGGCUGUCCGUUUUACCUACGGCUGGAUUUGGGUGUGUUUCUUUAUGAUGGCACUGCAGUCAGCUCUCAGCAGCACCGUUAUGUUAGCCGCUUAUGCCGAUUUUCAGCAAGCACCGCAAGUUGCUACGUCCAAUAUCUUGUAUAGUAUCAUCGGAGGUGUUCUGAAGUUGCCAAUUGCUAGAAUGCUUAACAUUUGGGGCCGUGCGGAAGGUUUGCUCGUCUUCAUCGGAGUCUACACACUCGGCCUGAUCAUCCUUGCUGCAUGCAACGGACCUGAUUCCUUCGCCGCCGGUAACGUUCUCUUUUGGGUUGGGUAUAACUCUGUUUACCUUAUUCUCGACGUUUUCAUUGCCGAUACUUCUGGCCUGAAGAACAGAGCCUUCGCUUUUGCUUUUGUCAGCACGCCUUUCAUCUGCACUGCCUUCACAGCUCCUUUGGCUGGCCAGUCUUUUGUCCGUCACAGCGGUUGGCGCUGGGGUUAUGGUGUGUUCGCUAUCGUGGUUCCAGUCACCCUCUGUCCCCUUGCUGUAGUUUUCAAAUAUUAUGAGCGCAAGGCCAUCAAGAUGGGCGUCUUCAAACGGGAGCCCAGUGGCCGGAGUCUUGUGCAAUCUAUCGUACAUUACUUCCAUGAAUUUGAUGUUAUUGGUGCACUCCUUUUGAUGGCUGCUUGGAUCCUUCUGCUGCUGCCAUUCAGCUUGGCAACCUACGGUCGGGCCCAAUACAAAUCUGCAGCUUUCAUUGCCGAGAUUGUCGUCGGAUUCUGUCUGCUUUUUGUUUUCGCCGCGUGGGAGAAGUGGUUUACUCGUUCCCAUUUCGUAAGUUACGAAUUACUCAAGAAGCGCACCGUUUUAGGUGCCUGCGGUAUGGCUGCUCUUGCUUUCUUCAGCUUCUACUGCUGGGAUCAAUAUUUCAUGAAUUUCUGUAUUGUCGUGUACAACCUCAGUGAGUCGAUGGGAGGAUAUAUGGCGCAGAUCUACAACGUUGGUUCCACCUUCUGGGGUGUUGGCUUCGGUUUAUGGGUCAAGUUCACCAAGCACUUCAAGUACGCUUGUCUGUUCUUCGCUCUUCCCCUCAUGAUCCUGGGUGCUGGUUUGAUGAUUCACUUCCGUGGUGAGGGUGGUGGUGAUAUUGGCUAUGUUAUCAUGUGCCAAAUUUUCAUCGCUUUUGGUGGUGGUUCUAUUGUCCUUGGUAACGAAAUGGCUGUCAUGGCCUCCGCUGACCGCGAAGGUGUGCCUAUGAUGCUGGCAAUCUUGGGUCUGUUCAACAGCUUGGGUGGUGCCAUUGGUUAUGCUGUGGCUGCAGCCAUCUACAACAACACCUGGCUCGACGCUCUCGAGUCCCGUCUACCAAGUGACAUGCUAUCGCAGGCCAACGAAAUCUACUUGGGUGGUUAUACACUUCAGCAAACAUACGCCAUGGAGAGUCCAACCCGUGAUGCCAUUAAUUACGCAUGGGGUCGUACCCAAAUGUACGGAUCGAUUGCCGCGACCUGUUUGCUGGCUCUGGGAAUUCCUUGCAUCGCCAUCUGGAAGAAUUACAAUGUCGACAAGAAGCAGAACAAGGGUACUAUGAUUUAA